CAAAACGCUCAACAUGGGCCCCUACAGGGACUGUAACGAAUCGUUCCCAGAUUUUCCACCUCACAUACCACCGAUGCCCCAUCAUGGUCACCAUUUCCCUCGUCCUUGCCCCCCAAACCUCUACUACUCCCACACGUACUACAGGUAUGCCGCUAUUGCGGUGUUGACUUGUGGCUUCAUCGCUUUGUUGGUCAUCUUCUGGAAGUGCUGCAGAAGUAAAGGAGAUGGAAGAGUGAUAGCACAGCCGCCACCACAGGAGCCUGUUAAGCCGUCUCCACCUCCAUACAACCCUAACGACUACGACAAUCCCCCGCCGUAUAAUGCCUGUGUCCCGGAAGAACUUCAUCAACAACAAUAUGGAGCAGCAAGUCAGCAGAUGUCAGAUCCAAACUGCUUCGCUGCCACGGCACCGCCACCCAAGUACUUUCCACCAGCUCCAACGCAUGUCGUGAAUAUUCCAGAAAAUACAGCUAGAUAUUAGUUUUGUGUCAUAAUGUGUAACCUAAAUUAUUAAGAAGUAGAUAUAGCUUACCUUAAAAGAUUAUAAGCAUCACGGUUGGGUUAAAAAUUUAACAAGGUGCACGUUGUUCAAAUAUCAUCAUUUGUAAAUCAUCCUUCAAAUAUCAUAAUUUGUAAAUCAUCUUUCAACUAUGAUUAUGCAUCUUUCUGAAUUUUUCACUCGGCAGUACUAAGUACUGAAAAUUUUUUUAAUAAAACAAUAUCUCAUCACCUGAUCUGUUACAUAAAACCAGAGUAAAAUUCGAAAUUAUUUUAGAAAUACAUAUACUUAGGUGUA
Molecule: messenger RNA, 796 nt
Organism: Anoplophora glabripennis (Asian longhorned beetle)
Lineage: Eukaryota; Metazoa; Arthropoda; Insecta; Coleoptera; Cerambycidae
Product: extensin-like
Exons: 3
Coding region: 14-481 (155 amino acids)
Source: RefSeq, a predicted model, not a curated record